This is a messenger RNA of Parnassius mnemosyne (clouded apollo), 888 nucleotides long. Lineage: Eukaryota; Metazoa; Arthropoda; Insecta; Lepidoptera; Papilionidae. The record is from the annotation of a GenBank genome assembly.
AUGGACGAAAUUGAAAAAGAAAAGAUAGCGGCCCUUCCUUCGCAAUUACUUGUAACGACAAUAUGCCACCCAAUGGAAUAUGCAAAAGUUCUUAUUCAGCUUGGAUACGAGCCAUUGCCACCGCGCCGAUCUACUACUCUCUUUGGGCGUCCUGCUAUGAUAUUACCUAAUGUCUUUCAAUAUAUUAAAUUUAUUAAAGCUUCAGACGGCUUCUUUGGUUGCUACAGAGGUCUAUCGGCACGAAUUCUUGGACUCAUAGCUUCCAGUCAACUGACUUCGAAGGUAAUCAACGCAUGUGGCAUUGACUUGGAGGAAAUUAAUGAUCCUCCCAAUAUCGUUACUGAUGAAGAACCGAAGAUGGAAGACUAUAUCAAACUUGGUCGUCGUGAUAUGAUAAUGCACACUGCUUCAGUUGUAGUUUCAUACCCAUUCCAUGUAGUGUCAAUCAGAAUGAUGGCCUCGUUUAUUGGAAAAGAGGAAGAGUACAGUACAUUAUUGGGCGCCAUUGUGUCAAUCUACAGGGAUGAUGGAUUAUUGGGUUUCUUUCAUGGUAUAAUUCCUAAGCUGCUAGGAGAUUUGACAUGUGUAGCAGUCACAGGAGUUUUGGCAUACUAUGUCAACAAAUAUUUGGUGAAAACAAAAGACCUUCGUUACUAUACCGUUCCAUUACUAACAUUUGUUACAAGCACUGUGACAUACCCCUUGGUUGUGGUCUCUACAUGUAUGGCUGUUGCCGGAUCAAGUCUUAAAGCAGGCAACCCUCCUGCUAUGCCUAAACAUCCAUCGUGGCAAGCUUGUUGGAGAGAUUUGCUGAGAAAUAAGCAACAUAAACGUGGUUCCUCAUUAAUCUUUAGGUACUACAUUGCUCCUAUUUCAGCAAUGCAGUAA